Molecule: messenger RNA, 825 nt
Organism: Pelagomonas calceolata
Lineage: Eukaryota; Pelagophyceae; Pelagomonadales; Pelagomonadaceae
Source: the annotation of a GenBank genome assembly
AUGCUCCGGCGGGCCGCAGCCCUCGCGGCGCUGCUGCUCGGCUGCGGAGACGCCGCUGGAGUCGGCGACGCGCGACGCCGCGACACGGACACGACGCGACACGCCGACGCCGGCGACGAGGUCCAGUCCAUGCUCGGCGCGCUCCUCGAGAGCAUGUCCUUCGCCAUUUCGCAGCUCUACGCGGACCGCUACGAUUUUCUGCGGACGCGGGCCUGGUACGGCAACUCGCAUAUAGGGAAUCGUCCGGUUCAGGCCAGGGCCUACUACGACCUCGCACGAAGUGUCCAGCCGGGUACGAUCUGCGAGGUCGGAUUCAAUGGCGGCCACUCGGCGGCCGUCUUCCUGAGCGCGGCCGGCCGACGGGCGAAGAUGGUCUCGUUCGACCUGGCCGAGUUCGAGUACUCCGAGACGGCGCAGCAACUCGUCGGGGCCCUCUACCCGGACCAGCUCCGGUUGAUCGCCGGGCGCUCGGAGACCACCGUGCCUCGGUUUUCCAAAAGGCACGGGCGGGCUUGUGAUUUGUUUAGCGUGGACGGCGACCACUCCUACGAAGGGACGUCUCGGGACAUCUCGAACGCCGUCGGCGCGACGCGGCCCGGCGGGACGCUCAUACUAGACGACAUGCAGAAUCCUGGCCCGCGCCGUGCCUUCGAGGAGUCCGUGCGCCGGGGCUGGCUCGUCGAGCCGCGCUGCGUCGACGGCGUGCCCAUCGACGUGUCCUACGUGCACCGCUUCGACAGCUCGAACGUGCGGCGGCUGAACAUGAGCUGGUGCUCGGCCCGCGUCGGCGACGUGCUGCCGCCAGAAUUAAGUGUUACUUCAUGA